Bursaphelenchus okinawaensis is the source of this 1057-nucleotide messenger RNA. Lineage: Eukaryota; Metazoa; Nematoda; Chromadorea; Rhabditida; Aphelenchoididae. The record is from the annotation of a GenBank genome assembly.
AUGGGCCCAGGUAGGAUACCAAAGGUUGCUUGGCGUGGUAACGCGGUUCAGCAUCGUAUCCCUUCCCCAAACUCGCAAAAGCCUUGCGAUAAUUAGCAAUUUGACUAAUUAUACCAUCCUAUCUGUACAAUGUGAGAUAGGUACUUUCACGGCUCAUGCAGCCGUGAUUAGAAGCCAAAGAGCGGUUGUAACCAACGUUAACUGUUAUUGCCCCUAAGGAGUAGGGCACAACGGAGCGCUCAUCAGCAAUGGCUAAAAAAAGAGAAAAUCGAUUAGAUUUGAUCAGUUAUUAUUGUUAUGUGAUAAGACCCUGAUAAAUAAAUAUAGUAUUAAUCAAAGGUAAAUAAAUAUAGUAUGAAUCAAAGAUAGCAAUAAAAAAAUAAAUAAAAAAUGUUUAUUAAUCUGGUUUUUAUAUAUAUGAUAAUAUAAUAACACAUAUACAUACGUUGUAGGGAUAGGACAGAAUCCUGGGUACAAACAAGCACUGGAGUUUACUCAAAAAAUUCAGAAGUGGAUGACUAACUUGACUUCAGACCUCAUCAAACAACAGAAAGUCUAUUCCAGAAUCAACCCAAUGGAGGUCAUGCUGAACACGAUGAAAUGUUUGAGCUUAGAAGAAGACGAAGAUCAAGACCAACCAGAACAAGAUCAGGAAGAGCCCAAGUCAAGACAUGACAAAAGAACACAGAAGCGAAAAAUCCUACGCUUCCUCAAGAAAGAAGUGUCUAAAAUUAAGAUAAAGGAGCAGGAAAACAACUUACUCAGUCGCUGUUCUCAAAUCCAAGGAAGUGUCAACCUUCUGAGAGACCUUCCACGGCCCUUCGACUCCGAACCAAUUCUGGAGCACCUCGAUUUGGUUGAACAUCAAAUUGAUCAAGUUAGAGCGGACUUCAACUGGUAUGUAGCCACACUAGGGCGCGCUCGAAAAUGGGAGCGUUCAGUUACCCUACGCGAUUUAGAACGCAAACUGAUGGAAGAAACGAAAGAAGAGCCUACAUGGUCUGCGGAUGAGAGUGAGAAAGAGAGUGAGAGAGAGGAAAAGGAAUAUUAUUAUUAG